AUGGAGGGGUCUGUGCUGAUGCUGGGGCUGCUGGUUGCCCUGGUGGUGUGUGGCAGCUGGGGCCUGAACGAGGAGGAGCGGCUGAUCCAGUACCUCUUCAAAGAGAAGGGUUACAACAAGCAGCUCCGACCCGUGGCACACAAGGAGGAGAGCCUGGACAUCUCGCUGGGCCUCACGCUCUCCAACCUCAUCUCCCUGAAAGAAGUCGAGGAGACCCUCACCACCAACGUGUGGAUUGAGCAUGGCUGGACAGACAGCCGGCUGCAGUGGGAUGCCGAGGAGUUUGGGAACAUCAGCGUCCUGCGCCUGCCCUCUGACAUGCUGUGGCUUCCAGAGAUCGUGCUGGAGAAUAACAAUGACGGCUCCUUCCAGAUUUCCUUCCCCUGCAACGUGCUCAUCUACCCCUCAGGCAAUGUGUACUGGCUGCCGCCUGCCAUCUUCCGCUCCUCCUGCCCCAUCUCCGUCACCUACUUCCCCUUUGACUGGCAGAACUGCUCCCUCAAGUUCAGCUCGCUCAAGUACACGGCCAAGGAGAUCACCCUGAGCCUGAAGCAGGAGAUGUAUAAGAAUCGUACCUACCUCGUGGAGUGGAUCAUCAUUGACCCGGAGGGCUUCACAGAGAACGGGGAGUGGGAGAUCAUACACCGGCCAGCCAGGGUCAACGUGGACCCCAGCGUCCCACUGGACAGCCCCAGCCGCCAGGACGUCACCUUCUACCUUAUAAUCCGCCGCAAGCCACUCUUCUAUGUCAUCAACAUCUUGGUGCCCUGUGUGCUCAUCUCCUUCAUGGUCAACCUGGUCUUCUACCUGCCAGCGGACAGUGGUGAGAAGACAUCGGUGGCCAUCUCAGUGCUGCUGGCACAGUCGGUCUUCCUGCUGCUCAUCUCCAAGCGGCUGCCCGCCACGUCCAUGGCCAUCCCGCUCAUCGGCAAGUUUCUGCUCUUUGGCAUGGUGUUGGUGGCCAUAGUCGUGGUGAUCUGUGUCAUCGUGCUCAACAUCCACUUUCGAACGCCCAGCACCCACGUGCUGUCCGAGGGCGUCAAGAAGCUCUUCCUGGAGACCCUGCCCGAACUCCUGCACAUGUCCCGCCCAGUGGAGGAUGGGCCCAAUCCCAGGGCUCUGGUCCGCAGGAGCAGCUCCCUGGGCUACAUCUCCAAGGCUGAGGAGUACUUCUCCCUCAAGUCCCGCAGUGACCUCAUGUUUGAGAAGCAGUCGGAGCGGCACGGGCUGGCCAGGCGCCUCACCACCGCACGCCGGCCCCCACCGGGCUCUGAGCAGAGCCAGCAGGAGCUCUUCAGUGAGUUGAAGCCAGCUGUGGAUGGGGCCAACUUCAUUGUCAACCACAUGAGGGACCAGAACAACUACAAUGAGGAGAAGGACUGCUGGAACCGGGUGGCCCGCACCGUGGACCGACUCUGCCUGUUUAUGGUGACGCCCAUCAUGGUGGUGGGCACAGCCUGGAUCUUCCUGCAGGGAGCCUACAAUCAGCCUCCCCCUCAGCCUUUCCCUGGGGACCCCUUCUCCUACCAAGAGAAGGACAAGCGAUUUGUAUAG
Molecule: messenger RNA, 1554 nt
Organism: Loxodonta africana (African savanna elephant)
Lineage: Eukaryota; Metazoa; Chordata; Mammalia; Proboscidea; Elephantidae
Gene: CHRND
Product: cholinergic receptor nicotinic delta subunit
Exons: 12
Coding region: 1-1554 (517 amino acids)
Biological process (GO): nervous system process; chemical synaptic transmission; regulation of membrane potential
Cellular component (GO): postsynaptic membrane; synapse; neuron projection
Molecular function (GO): transmembrane signaling receptor activity; acetylcholine-gated monoatomic cation-selective channel activity
Source: RefSeq, a predicted model, not a curated record